CGCGUCCGAUAGCAUGUUAUGUGGGUGAUUUCGUGGACAAGGCGGUCGUGAAUUCUGUCGGAUCUGUCAGGCUCAUUCCCCGAUCAAGCACGGAACCAUAUCGCUGCUCGAAUUCUGUCUCUUGUCCUUUGUCGCAAGGCCUUCCUGCAUCCAUGCUGCUUGCGUAGACGAUUUCUAUCACUCCCUUCUUCCUCACCUGUAUAUAUUUGCACCUGCUCUGGUACGGAUCUCUGGCGGGUACAGAACGACAUUCGCACCUACCUCCUCCGAAUACGCUCCAGCAUCUUUAUUAUACCGAUCCCUACCAAAUCUUCUGUCUUCUUGUUAGCUGAGCUAGUCCCUUUCGCCGCUUUUCAUCCCGUGUAGCAUGACAAGGCACGAACACGAAGGAAAGGACGCAUCGCGUCCGACAACCUCGACCGACUCUGCAAACUAUUUUCAGGCCCCUAUCGACGCGCUCGUGCGUUCUAUGAAAGGAAAAUCGUCUGUAGCUCACCCUGGGGGCGACUUAACGCGCAUAUAUGCUGCCUUUGCGAGCCGUAUCAAGACCUUCGCCACAUCCGCCGGCGCCACCACGGCCUCGACCUCCCCUGCAAUCGAAUACCUGAGGAUAAAAGGCGGCGCGGUUUUGGCCUGCAUCUCACGCGACAUACGUCUCGCUUUCGCAGAGCCCACCCUCGUCAAGCGGCCUCACAGCCCCACUCAUCCUCAGAGUGUAAGUCUACACGCGUCACAAUCUCAAGACGGGAGCAUCGCAGAGGCAGCGCAUUCCUCCGCGAUCUGUCACCACGCUAUGCGGCUAGCUUCUUGUAUCCUCGCUUUUCCCGCCUUGUAUACGACCCUCCUGUCUCAAGGCUUAGACGAAGUAUUUGACUUGUUGCUGGACAUACUGAAUCCCCGGACGCUCAAGACCUUCAAUUCUCAGAAAACGCGAGGCCUUGCCAUCUGGAUUCUGUCAACUCAGCAACUUCCUGCAACCGUGCUCCGAACCAGAGAUAAGAGAGUCAUCGAAGUAAUCGAAGGGAUUCUCAGCGACGCAGAGUCUUCAGAGCAGAUGAAAGGCGACGGCCUCAAAGUGCUCCAUAACGUACUCUGCAGACAUCCUUCGCUGUUUUUCCUCGGCAGCAUACACCUCUUUCCUUUGGUUCUGCUCCAUAUUGUCUCUUCCAGCUCGUCCACCAGGCUCCGCGCAGCAUACGCGCUCGCUGGCUUCACGCAGGCAGCUCUUUGGUCUCGAAGUGACGCAGCUCCAGCGAAGCAUACGAAACCAUCGGCAUCUGCACGCGAAUAUCUGCACCAACAGGUUUCCAAAUUCUCUGAGACACAGUGCGAGUGGUCCAGAGAACAAGCGAUGACUCUCCGUGAUUUUGUUGCUGCCGCAUUACCUGCACAAGACAGAUCAUACUACGCUAAAGACAUUUCCUGGGCGUUCUCUGUCAUGGGCUGCCUGGCCGUGCUCGCCGACGGCUCUUUCUUCUCCACCCCAUCCCUUCUGAAGAUGAUCGUCAGAGCGAUGGAGAGCGUACGCAACCACGACUUUACGCCGCUGCUAUACCUGCAUUCGUUCGUCUGGCGGUGCCUCGUCUGGGCGUAUGGCCGACUGGUGGACGCGACCGAGCUCCAUGCUCCGCAGGAUCCAGCUCGCGUUAAGGAGGACAGCUUCCGGGAAAAAGUGGUUGCAAUAGUCAGUCAGGACGGCAAAUUUGGCGUGCGCUCAGCUCUGGUUUCGGUGUUCCUGAACGAAGCGACGCGCCAGCCAGAGGGCGACGCCGUUACAAAAGCAGUGCUCGUAGUCGAGGAGCUACUCCAGCGCAGCAACUCGCAGCUCGUGAAGGAAGGGAUCGCCCUCUUACGACAGCUGACUAAUGCUGCUACCGACCCAUCGCGUGCGCAGCUCGUCCCACCGUACGAUCUCCAGCAAGUCCUUGUCACUGAGCUACUGGACGGAACAAUGGUGGACAUCGAGCCUGGCAGACUUGCCAGCAUCGUCAGCCGGAUAGGAGGCUUCGAGCCUGCCUCUGCGCGACCGCUAACCGACGUCGAGCUCGAUACUCAUUGGGACCGCAUUCUUGUCGCAUGGCGUCGCGCCAUGGAAAGGGUACUCAAGGGAGGCAUGAAGCCAGGACAUGACCUUUUGGCGACGUGGAAGUCGCUACUGCUGGUGAGAUCAAGGGCACCACAGACAUCCAAGAACUGCGCCGCGGCGCAAGACUCGGUCAUCUCGACCAUCACCAGACUCGCCACGCAAGCCGUACCCAGCGAGGGCUUCGCUCCUGUUCUCUGUACUGCCGUGCAUGAGUUGUGGAAAGUCGUGCAGUCUGUCUGUGAACAGGGCUGGCUCAUUCGCGUCUCCAACGGGCUAUUCGAAGCGCUGCUCGGUAUCGUCGGUGGCAUACUCGGGCUGAAUGACGAGACCGAGGCCGCUCUGGUCGCCCUUUCCACGGACCUUCUUGUUCACGGCUCACCCGAUCUGUGGAGAAAGCUUUCCUCCAGACUCGACAACAGCAAUCUCUGUCUCAGGCUCUGGCAACUCGCCGCAGCGAAGUGGACACACAUCGAUCCAAUAAAACCCUGGGAGGACUCCGUUACAUUCCUGUCGUUCCCUGUCAACCUUUCGUCGGCAUCUGAGGAGACGCUAGCUGAAUGGAAGAAGAUGUUCAAGUUUGUGAUUUCUUCCGCCAAAGCCUCAGGCAUCUCGCCAGACGCGGUUGUCGAAAACUUAAUGAAAGAAACAUCCCAUGACCUUAUACCUCCUGCCUUCAUACCCAUAUUUAUCACUCAUUUAACCCUGAGCGAUGACAACAUUGUAGCGACUACAACCUUGCGACACGUUAACAGCUUCCUCAGUAUAUACCCAUCCCAAGAUAUAUACCCUUCCCUAGACGUUAUCCGCGCGUUGUCCAGUAUAAUCUCCAAUUGCACCUCAUCAAAUGUCGUUUCUGCCCUCAAGAUCCUCUCUGAAGGCCUCUGCGUCUGGAUUGGAGCAGAUUGCAACGCUGUACCGAGUGCAGACUACGAGAAAGUUCUUGUAGGAUUCUACUGCACUAUGCUACGGAGACUGCGCGAGGUCACCAUUCCGGUAAACGAAGUCCUUCGCGACCUUGAAGACCUCCUCUGCCUCCCACUCAUCAACAUCCGCUCCACUACAAACGCGCUUGCGCUGAAGGAGUUCUGCGAGGCCGUCUGGAGACAGAACAGUUCUUGCCCCGUCACGUUUCCAGCGAAACUGUUGCUUCACCUAUCCGCGUUUUAUGACGUGGCAGUGCCUCGUGCCUUUCAUCCCGACUUUCUGCCCGAGCCUUCGCAGUCUGAGUCGCAGCGCCAGCCGCUAUCUCAAGUGAACGACCUGCUCCAGGAUCCCAUGACGUCCAUCGUGCGGAACAGGGUUGAGGAAGUCGACGGUCCAUGCGUGAGAGAGCUAUUUCCUUCGAACGCGAGCGCCGGUCCCGAAAAGGUGCCAGACGAACAAAGGAAAUCGUCAAACGACAAGCAUUCGCACGUUCUCAGUGACUCCUCCAGGAUCAAUGAAGGGGUGGACACGUGCCAUGGUGCGUUAGAAAGGUGCAGCACGCGCCAGGUUUCCCUUGUUUUUGACCAUGCUGCUUUGCGAUCUCAUCGCUCGCCGGAGAAUAUGAGCCCCAAUGAAUCUUCUCCCGUGUCGAAAAAACGGCCUAGGCCUUCUGAAGAGGAAGGAUGGAAUCAGAAGAAGAGACAACGGAUUGUGGACCCUGCUACAUCGAAGUACUUACUCGGCGACACAGCAACCCGUGGGGACAGUAGUUCCACAGGCCACAGCUAUAGUGGCACGAAGAAGUCGGAAGACGCGGAGCUCCAAACAGGCUCUGGCCUGGUUUGUUACUCGAUGUCGCCUGAGGUACCCUAUCCUGAGCAGACCGCCCUUCCAUCUCCUCCAUGUACUGCGGAAGCGGCUGAGUUAGAGUAUCAAAGCGUCUCCCAGGGCGGAGUCACGGAGAGCAGUCUCGGUUCUUCUCCACCGUGCUUGUCCCAGCCGCUGCAUACCCUUCAGCAGGCAUACUACGCUAUAGUGGCGAAUACGGACAUGUCCGUUGGGGACACGCUCGCCGCACAGCAGAUCGCGGCCGCGAUGCAAACUGUGUUAGCAGCUCGUCUCAAGCAGAAGCUAGCUAGAAAAGAUAUCUAAUCUGAAUGUAACGAUAUGACGUGAGUCUCGGGUCGACUUAAAACCGA
Messenger RNA from Phanerochaete carnosa HHB-10118-sp, 4209 nucleotides. RefSeq lists its product as uncharacterized. Lineage: Eukaryota; Fungi; Basidiomycota; Agaricomycetes; Polyporales; Phanerochaetaceae. The record is from RefSeq and is a predicted model, not a curated record. The transcript is spliced from 11 exons. The coding region runs from base 368 to 4162 and encodes 1264 amino acids.